Molecule: messenger RNA, 4609 nt
Organism: Pseudopipra pipra
Lineage: Eukaryota; Metazoa; Chordata; Aves; Passeriformes; Pipridae
Gene: OLAH
Product: oleoyl-ACP hydrolase
Exons: 7
Coding region: 1090-1929 (279 amino acids)
Biological process (GO): lipid biosynthetic process
Source: RefSeq, a predicted model, not a curated record
AGCCACAAAGUAGUCCAGCCUACAUGUCCAAGUUAAGCAUCAGAACCCAUUUUGGCACUCAGGUUCCUUAGUUUUUAUCACUGUUUGUGAAUAUUUUUAUUUUAUUGUCACUGAUACUCUUGGUAGAGUAACAUUAAAAAGAAAAAGGUGGGGAGGAAGCCAAUCUUCUUAGUAUUACAAAUGCAGUUACAAAAUGUUUUUAGGUUACUGAUAGCAUCUGGUCACCAGGAGCAUAACGUGGUAGCUCACAUGAAAUCAGGAUAUGUAACCACAGUGUGUAGUUCAUGAAAUGCUAUGUCUUUCAGCUUGCAGAAAUUGCAACUGGCCUAAUAACCAAAUGCAAUGUUAAAACAUUGCAGGUGAUGGUCUCCUACAUGAGCAUUUUCAGAACCCUAUAAAACUCUGCAGCCGAGGUGUGAGUGCUGUACUUCUGGAUACAGUUCUUAAAAAAGGCAGGCUUUUCUGUCAGCGAGGUUGUGGGCCUCCAUGUAUUGAAAGUGCUACAACUUCUGUCACGGGCAUGCCAACCUGUGUGUUUUAAAUCACUGGGAUUAAUGAGGUGUGCCUUCCUUAUUUUUCUGCCAAAUUGUGUGUGUCACAUCUAACACGUGAUGUUUCUGCCUUCCGGCAUGCUGUGUGCCUCGGUCCUGCCCUUUUUGGGUGCAAGCUCCUCCCCUGGAAUCUCGAAAAGACUUAAAAGCAGAUGGUUGUGCAGCUUCUUGCUGUGCACGGCAGAGAAGGGGAUCCACCCUCGGGCUGUCAUUUCCUGGCACUGGUGGUCUUCCCAACUGUUCAGGUAUUUGUAUCUAAAAUAAGCUGGAUGGUGAUGGGGUAAAUCUGUAUGAGUAUAAAGUGGGAAAGUUUCUCAGUGACUGGGGAUGUAUCUUUUAAUAAUCUAAGGACUUUGACUAACUGUGCUUCUUUAUCAUGCUUGACAUUUUUAUAUUGCCUUUGGAAUAGUUUGAGAAGAGAUUCUUCUUUUGCUAUUUGACUGUCAAGUUAAAACAAUGGCUUCAGAAAUGUUUGAGGUUUUGUGCCUUUUUGUGGAAGAAGUGACUGUGUAAAUGGAACUAACUGUACUGAAGCUCAAUGAAUCCUUCAGAGGAAUUAUGUCUUCUGCAGCACUGGUUCCACUAUCCUUCAGCUACUUUUAAGUUUUUAGGAAUGGAGAAACUGAUGGUUUGUGUGCACAAAAGGCAAAAUGCUCUCUGUAGGCUGAUUUGCUUUCCGUGGGCUGGAGGUGGAACUUCUCUUCUUGCUCAGUGGGGCAAACAGUUAAGCAACUCAAUUGAAGUGUUCUGUGUAAGGUAUCCUGGAAGAGAAACUCGUCUUAAUGAGCCUUUUGCAAAAGACAUGACAAGCAUGGUUAAUGAAGUUACAAGUGUUUUGUUAAAAGACCUUCAAGAAAAACCAUUUGCUUUUUUUGGUCACAGUUUUGGAGCUUACCUGAGUUUUGCAGUGGCACUACAUUUGAAAGAAAAGUAUGGACUAGAGCCGGUCCAUCUUUUCGUGUCAGGGGCACAUGCCCCAAAUUCUGAAGCAAUUCUUCCAUUCAAAAGCAUUUCUGUAUCUGAUGCAAAAGAUGAAGACGUUAUUGAAUAUCUACAAACUGUAGGAGGAACUCCUUCUGCGCUUCUGCAUAACGAAGACGUCAGGAAAAAUCUGCUGCUUACUUUUAAAGAAGACUUUAGAGUGUUACAGACAUUUUCUUUUGAGAAGGCAGAAAUGGAUAUCCCCUUCUCUUGUGAUAUUACCUGCUUUAAUGGGGGUGAUGAUAAACCAUAUGAUUUACAAGGUUGGCAAGAACUAACAAGUGGAGAUACAUCCUUUUAUGAGCUUCCUGGAGGUCACUUUUAUCUGCUAGAACCCUCUAAUGAAAUUUUCUUGACAAAACACAUAACAAGAUGCAUAGAAAAUGCUGGUCUAUGACUAUUUCCCUCAAUUUUAAUAGCAGAAGGUGUAAUAUUAGUCCACAGCACUUCAUAAGUCAUUAUUUCUGCAUGCAGUUAUGCCUGAGUUGUUCUGUUCGUCCUCUGUAAUCCUUUAAAAGGGGGAGUUUCCUGGGUUUUUCUGAAAAUAAACAUUGGCUUUGUCUUAAAAAAACAGGUUUCAUCUUUUCCCUCUUCUCAUCUUGCAUGUGCACAAACUCUUCACUUCAUUCCAUAACCUCAUUUGAAAAAAACGACAGCUAUGUUAUUUUACUUCUAGAGCUUCUGUUUGCCUGCUUCUGUAAAAAUGCUAAAUAUAAUUUAAUACCCACAAAAAUCCACAAUUCUUACAGAAAGCUUAAUUUAUUAGGUUCAAAUUUAUUUAGAAUAAGAUACAAUCUAAAAAUAGAGUAUGUAUAUAAAUACCCUUUACAGUCAGCUUAUGCUUAAAAGAUAUUAGUCAGACUACACAGUAAGGAGUUAGUAUUGCAGUGUUCUCAACAGAGUUAGUUCAUUAGCUACUGAAGAGUUAAUUAUUAGUGGGAAUUACUUGAAUAUUCUAGAUCCCAUAUUUUUCUACCAUUGCUUUUGCUUUAGAGAUAUAGGCAUUCAUGGCAUCCUCCUUUGAUAAACCUGUAAAGGAAAGUAGGAAUCAUUAUCUUUCCUCAUUUGUCCUCUAAACAUGACUACAUGAUGUAAAUUUAAUUGGUUAAACACCUUUUUUCAGGUUCCAUGCCUCCCAUUUGGCUUUGCCUUUCAAAUCUAGCAUUCCUGGACAUUCUGCCAAAAUAAAUGCAUACAUUUGAUUAUCAUGCCAAUUUACAUAACAUCAGCUUGAUUUCAUCAAGGUAUGGGAGUAAAUGUGAAGCAUAUGUAGGAAUACCAAUAUUAAUAUCUCCAACGGUAGCCUGUUUGUAGAAUCCAUAUAGUUCCUUCAGUUCUUCAUCAGUUGGUCUUGUUUUUAAUUUUUUUACAUCUUCUGCAGCACCAUCAAAGUCAGCCUGAUGAAAGAACAGAAAGUGUUGGCUUUCCUCUCAAGGGGCGUGCUUAAAACAUGAGGCACAGGGCACACAGUAGUAUCAUUACAUAUUCUCAAUCACUCGCUUGGGUUUAGUGGUAAGUCGAGGUGUUUAUCCAUGAAAGAAGCUUAAUGAAACUGUACAUCAUUAGAAGAGGAACUAGGAUUACAUAGCUGAUAGGGUCUGUACUUCUAAUAUAAAUAGUUUUACAUCUAAACACUUGGAACCAUUACAGACUGUGUAGUGUCAGAAUAGCUACAGAUAUAUUCAUGCAGGCAGCCUCCACAUUUUAUGUAGUGCGUGUCUUUCACAGUCACACUGUGGGUAUGAAGGUGUUCAUUGAACUUUACACCCCAGCAGUAAUCUCUGCUUCCAUAGUGUUGAUUCGAGUGGUGGAGCUUGAAAACCCUCUGAGGGGCACUGCCCACUUCACCCUUCAUUUCCACAGCUCUGCUGACAGCAGAGUAGGUGAUCAACAGCUGGCACAGAGACACCUCAUGGGGAUGAGCAGUGCUACUGCCAGGACCACCUUCCACACCCAGCUCUCAAACACAGUGGAGCACAAGAGUGCACUGUAAAUGUACUCCUUUCAUCAUCAUGCAUCACACAUUCACAUCAACUUGAGGCCAUAUAGUAAGUCUUGGGCUAGACUUUGGCAUUCUGUCUCAUGCUCAGGACAUUUCAGAGAGAUAGAUUUCAUACAGUGACCACUGACCCAUCAGGUCACUGCACUACUCCAACACAAAAAGGUAUAGGUACUUUCAUAUGCUAUAUGCUGGUUUCAAUAAUUAGUUUAGCUUUUAAGUUGGAUCUGCAUUUGCAGAAGCACACUAUAUCCUGCAAGAUGUGCUAUGGCACACACACACACACACACACACACACACACAUAUAUAUAAAAUGUAAAAAAAAAUCUUAAAACUUGGGUCUUAAAAUCAGCAACAUAUUCAACAUUGGUUUCAGCAUGUAUGCUGUGGCUCUGUUUAAAUCACUGAGAUCCUAGCAUUACCUCAGAAGUCUGUACUGUGCUUCUUUAGACCACCUUUUCCCUUAGUUAUAGGAAAGACUUUUUUUUUUUUUUUUAAAUAAGAAAACCUAAUGCACGUUUGUCUCCUUAACUGAUGCCUUUCUCCUUGGCAACCGACUGCUGCGUGGACCAGGUGAUAGAAAUAAGCAAGUAUGAAUGAGAGCUGGACUCACUAUAGCAUUCUUUAUUUAAACAGAGAAAAAGUACAAGAGAAAGGCUAUUUCUGGUUUUAAAUCUAAGAAUAAAAAAUUGGAAAUAAUUUAAUUAGAGAGUGAUGCUCAUGGAUCUUUCUUCACGGAAAGGCCCCUUCAUGGAAUCAUGAAACUAUGUAUUCAUUGAUGUAAGGAGACAUCAGCUGGUGGCUGCAUUAAGGCAGGAGUAGCAGGUAAAAUAGGGUAAGGGCAGGUAGCUGAGUGCACUGCAGCUUCCUGCACAGAAAACUGGCCACUCUCCUACUAAAUGAGUCACCUCUGUCUCCUGAGAUGGAAUUCACUUAUUUUUUUUUUAAAUUUUGGUAUGGAAAUUUAGUUUGGCUAGUGAGGUUCCCCAGACACAAACUUCUGAGGAAUUUCUAAUUUUUUUGCAAAAUUUUCAACUGCCAUUUGAAACCCACCAAGGGAAAGCACAAGUCUCCUAAG